AUGUCGUCUAGUGGCACCAUAAGUAACUAUUAUGUCGAUUCUCUCAUAGGCCAUGAAAGCGAAGAAGUUUACGGGAGUAGAUUCGUCCAGGCAGGUCACAGUGCGACCUCCAGGCCAUCAGGUGUUGCAGAGAGUUCAGAUUUUUCUUCCUGUAGCUUUGCACCAAAAUCCACCGUGUUCUCCACUUCUUGGUCCACGGUCCAUCCUCAGCCGUCUGCGGCAAUGACAGGGAUCUACCAUCCCUACAUGCACCAGCCCCACUUAGGGGCAGCCGAGACUGGCAGAUACGUGCGCUCCUGGAUAGAGCCCUUCCCCGGCUUCCCCAGCAGCAGCUCCAGCUCCUCCAACGGGCGCCACUACGGGAUAAAGCCUGAAACGGGAGCAGCUGCCUCCUCUUCCUCCUCCUCCUCCUCCUCCUCCACAUCCAAAAGGACUGAGUGCUCCUCGUCCCGGGAGUCUCAGGGGAUCAGUGUGCCCGAGUACACGUGCAAUUCCUUCCUGCAGGAGACCCGGGAGAAGACGGCUACUUGCAGCCCCAAGAAGCCUCCAGGCUGCAGCCACAACCCCAGCCCGAGCAGCGAUCUGAAGGAAGAGAAGCAACAGCAACUUGACCCAAAUAAUCCGGCAGCAAACUGGAUCCACGCUCGUUCAACGAGGAAAAAGCGUUGUCCCUAUACAAAGUACCAAACUCUGGAACUGGAAAAAGAAUUCCUCUUUAACAUGUAUCUGACUCGGGACCGCCGUUACGAAGUAGCUAGGAUUUUAAAUCUCACAGAGAGACAGGUCAAAAUAUGGUUUCAGAACAGAAGAAUGAAAAUGAAAAAGAUGAACAAGGAGAAAGGAAAUAAAGGAGACUAGCCCGGGUGUAGACACGCGUUCCUCUUCAUCCCCCUCCAGCACCAGAUGCGUUUUUGCAGAACUUUGUAUCAAUCUGGUCUCUUAGGUAGACAUGGAAAUGUGGUCUGUGUCAGGUUUUUGGGGGGAAAUCUGUCUUGCUCGCCAAUGUGUUUAUAAAAGUUGCUUCAUUUCCCUCUCCUUUUCCCACAAACUGUUUGGUUUAUGAUAUUGUGAGUGCACGUUAGCUUUGGGACCUUAAUGUUAAAUGUUUGACAUGUUUCUUAAAAGGUUAUGUAGUGUAGAUAGUCACUUUGCCAAAAUAAAGGUA
This is a messenger RNA of Gopherus flavomarginatus (Mexican gopher tortoise), 1165 nucleotides long. It is a transcript of the gene HOXD9, whose product is annotated as homeobox D9. Gene Ontology annotation, cellular component: nucleus. Gene Ontology annotation, molecular function: DNA-binding transcription factor activity, RNA polymerase II-specific; RNA polymerase II cis-regulatory region sequence-specific DNA binding. Bases 1 to 858 code for a protein of 285 amino acids. NCBI's taxonomy places the organism in Eukaryota, Metazoa, Chordata, Testudines, Testudinidae. The record is from RefSeq and is a predicted model, not a curated record. Gene Ontology annotation, biological process: anterior/posterior pattern specification; DNA-templated transcription; regulation of transcription by RNA polymerase II. The transcript has 2 exons.